Molecule: messenger RNA, 1485 nt
Organism: Aspergillus sclerotioniger CBS 115572
Lineage: Eukaryota; Fungi; Ascomycota; Eurotiomycetes; Eurotiales; Aspergillaceae
Product: aldehyde dehydrogenase family protein
Exons: 3
Coding region: 52-1485 (477 amino acids)
Molecular function (GO): aldehyde dehydrogenase (NAD+) activity
Source: RefSeq, a predicted model, not a curated record
CUUCACAAUCGUAUCUCCCGACACUUGAUUGAGCUACUUUAUUCCGCCAACAUGGGCUCCCUUAACAAGAUCGACUUCACUACCUUCUACAACACUAUCAACAAUGAACUCACAACCACCUCCACAACCCGCCACAGCCUCAACCCAGCUACGCGCAAGCCCAAUCCCCCGGUGCCCAUCUCCACUGCAUCAGACCUGGACCAUGCCGUAACCAGCGCCCGCACCGCCUUCAAGAGUUGGUCCAAACUCUCCCCAUCUGAUCGACGUGCCAGAGUCAUCGCCUUCGGGGAAGCCAUUUCUCUCCACGCGGGGGAAUUUGCCGACCUCCUAGUCCAGGAACAAGGUAAAGCGCGCACCCAAGCCGCCAUCGAAGUAAACAUGUCCGGAACAUGGUGUAAACAGAUCCCGCAAUUAGAACUCAACGAUGAGAUCCUUCAAGAUACUGCUGACCAACGUGUUAUUCAACGCUUUACACCCAUGGGUGUAGUCGCGGGCAUUGUACCCUGGAACUUUCCGCUGCUGUUGGCAGUGGGGAAGAUCGCCCCGGCGGUGUAUACAGGCAACUGUAUUAUUAUCAAGCCGUCGCCUUUCACACCAUACUGUGCCUUGAAGCUCGGAGAGCUGGCAGCGAAGGUUUUCCCACCCGGAGUGGUGCAGGUGCUGAGCGAUGAUGGGAACAUUGGGCCGUUGAUGACGACGCAUCCCGGAAUCAAUAAGAUUAGUUUCACUGGGUCAACGGGAACCGGAAAGCGGAUCAUGAGAGAUUGUGCGGAGACUUUAAAGUCGGUUACAUUGGAGCUUGGAGGCAAUGAUCCGGCCGUUGUCUGCGAGGAUGUUGAUAUCGACGAGGUUGUUCCACAGAUCGCAACCCUAAGCUUCCUCGUCUCCGCCCAAGUCUGUAUGAUGAUCAAGCGCCUCUACGUGCACGAAUCAAUCUACGACAAAUUCCUCUCAGCCUUUGUCAACUUCACGAAGUCUCUCAAGACAGGCAACGGCGCCGAACCCGACGUAUUCUUCGGUCCUGUACAAAACGAAAUGCAGUACGAGAAAGUCAAAGAUCUCUUCACCUCCAUUCAGACCGAGAACCUAAACCCCGCUCUCGGCGGAACCAUCACUGACUCCGAGGGCUACUUCGUCACACCCACACUCAUCGACAACCCCCCGGAUAAUUCUCGAGUAGUGAAGGAGGAAGCCUUCGGUCCGAUUCUCCCGUUGAUGAAAUGGUCUACUGAAGAUGAGGUUAUCGCGCGCGCUAAUGACUCCGAAUCGGGACUUGGUGCCUCGGUGUGGAGCAAGGACGUGGACCGGGCGCAGCGGAUGGGCGCGCAGUUGGAGUCUGGGUCCGUGUGGAUUAAUUCGCAUUUCCAAGUUGCGCCAAAUAUUCCUUUCGGUGGCGUGAAGAGCAGUGGGAUUGGGAGGGAGUGGGGAAUCGAGGGGUUGAAGAGUUAUACGCAGUCGCAGAUGAUGUGGGUGAAGAAGGCUUGA